Molecule: messenger RNA, 843 nt
Organism: Mollisia scopiformis
Lineage: Eukaryota; Fungi; Ascomycota; Leotiomycetes; Helotiales; Mollisiaceae
Exons: 1
Coding region: 1-843 (280 amino acids)
Source: RefSeq, a predicted model, not a curated record
AUGUACUACGUAUCAUGGAACAAAUACCUCAACAAACCAUCUCCCGACCUCGACCUAAAACCAUUCACCCUCCCCUUUAAACCAGCCUAUAAAUCCAACCCUACAAACAAACCACCCCCUCCACCACUCCCCGCAGAACCUCCACCAGCACCAAAAUCACACCCUCCACCCUCAUCAACAUUCCCCCUCUUCCCCCUCCUCCCCACCGAACUCCGCCUCAAAAUCUGGGCCCACUACCACGCCCUCACCCCUCCCCAACUCCUCCCCUUCCGCCUCUGCCCCGCAGACCUGGACCACGUCCCGCAUAAACGCAAGCCCUGCUUCGCACACCCGCACGUUCUCGCGCUGAAACAGCGUUCGAUCCCCACGAUCCUGCAUAUCUGUCCCGAAGCCCGGGAAGUUGGGCUAAGGUAUUAUAAGUGUGGGUUUGCGGUGGAGCAGAAUUGUGCGCACGGGGGGAAGGGAGGGGAGAGGGGCGUGUAUUGGGAUCCGGAGAGGGAUGUUGUGAAAAUUGAACUGGGGUGGGCGGAGAGGGGGGAGAGGGUUUAUACGUGGGGAGGGGAAGAGGUGGGGGGUUUUGAUUUUGGGGAGGUGAGGUUUGUGGCGGUGGAGGGGAAGAGGGAGUGGUGUUUGGCGGGGGAGGUGAUGGGGUUGGAGGGGUUGAAGGGUGUUUUUGUUUUGAAGAGGCGGGAUGUUGUUAGUAGUGGGGAUAUUAGGAUGUGGGAAAGUAGAGUACAGAGGUGGUGGAGGAGGGUGGAAGGUGAUAAAGGUGGCGGGAGGGAGGUGGAGGUUAAGUUGGUGGAGGAUUGGAGUGAGAUUCUUGGAGAGGAGGGGAAAGGUUGA